GUUCUCAACCUCCUCCGACCUAAUAGUUCAUGACCAAUAUUGUUCGCUUAAUUCCUUCAUCGCAAAGACUUCGACCUCCCUGUUGUUAUCGUAUACAUGCUCGCCUCUACUCUGAAGCGAAGAAGGUCGAUCACCGUGCGAGCUCGAAACUAUUCCAAGAUGCUGCUCAAGAGGACGCAGCAGAGCAGGAAGCACAAGCUCGGUCUAGUCGACUAACCGCUUUCGAGAACCAGCAUGACAACUGGACUGGUGAAGAAUCGAUGCAGGACGCUGUGUUACGUAUGCUUGUUGACAAGUACAAGCCUCUGAGGACUGGGCCUAUUAGAUCUGCGGACGAGAAGUUGAAACAAGCCCCUCCAAAAGUCGGGUCCACUCCUUCAUUGACCGUGGAUGAUGUUGAAGAAGAGAACUCUAAAUCUAUCCCCUCGAUGAACGAUGCUGAGGGUUCAUCUGAACCUCCGAGAAGAAAUAUGGCUAACGUCCCUCUCCUCCCUGCGAUCGAAGGUCACCAACCUUGGCAUACUACAUUCCAUGUCCCUUCACAUUCCUCCAGUAUCAAGUAUGGAGACAUACCAGCUCCACCUACUAAACGACCUCUUCCUGCAUCUCCUUUAGGCGAACAAGCCAAAAGGAAAGAAAGGGAGAUGAAGAAGCGGGCUGAACAUGGCAUACGAUUGUCAAGGGCGAGAGAGUCAACAUUAGACUAUCGACUAGGCUUGAAGGUAACUGGUGGUCAGCCUAGGAGGCCGAACCCCGUUACCUUGAAGGGUUGGGCUAGUUUAGUGGAAGAACGAAUUGAGCGAGCUCGCCAAGAGGGCCAGUUUCAAACGGUCAAGGGUCGUGGCCAACCUUUGCAGACGUUGACUGACGAGAAGAACCCAUUUAUUGCACGAGAAGAAUUUUUGAUGAAUCGUAUUGUGCAGCGAAACGGUGCGGCUCCUCCAUGGGUUGAGAUACAGGGAGAACUCGAAUCAGCCACCAUGGCGUUUCGAGAUGUCCUGCGACAAUCAUGGACUCGACGGGCCAUUCGAAUGCUUACACUGUCACAACCACCAGCGUUGCUUCCCAAACUCACUCUCGCGGAUGUCACUUCAUUACGUGACACUGAAUGGGAAGCUCGAGAACGAGCUUAUCACGACGCUGCCGUAGAAGAACUAAACGCACUGGUGCGGAAGUACAAUGGUCUCGCACCCUAUGCUGUCCGUCGACCAUACUACAUGCGGAACGCAGAACUCGAGAAGGCUUAUCGGGACAGUGCCGAGGACAUCCUUCGAGGCAUCGCCAAACGGGCCAACACCUUGGCCACGACCCCACGUAAUGGACAGGGCGCCUUUGACGACGAUGAAGGGAAGACGGGUGUCGAGUCAGGAGGUGACCUAGCACCAAUACGUCUGCGCGACAUCUUAAAACAGUGGCUCUCUGGUUUCAUAAGACGGUCUGGGACCUGAAGCUCGAUGGCCUGACAUCAGACCUGUACCCGUCUGAUUCUUUCUAAUGCCUGAUGUACUGAUAUUGUAGCAAUUAGUGGAUCUCCAUGUACCAUAGCCUGUCGUGCAGCUGUCGUGUAACACCAUGAUUAGAUGCGACUGAUCAUGGCCUUUGCCAGCCAUGUCCAACGUUGUCUUCAUACUUCACCUCAUGCUACAUUACUAUGACAGUUGCGAUUGUCAUAAGAUUUUUGGUGUCAUCGAUCCAUCGCAUUC
Somion occarium is the source of this 1703-nucleotide messenger RNA. The record is from the annotation of a GenBank genome assembly. Lineage: Eukaryota; Fungi; Basidiomycota; Agaricomycetes; Polyporales; Cerrenaceae.